ACACCCAGAGCUAUGAGAUUAAACUCUGAUCCUUAGUAUCAUUUUGAGUCUACUUUUUCUCAAAUAUCAUUUCCAAACCAUGCAGCCAAGGGUCUCUACUUUUUGGCUGUGUGUGUGUAUUUUACAUGUGCCUCUUAGUCUGGUGAAUUUUGAAAGGAUGUGGUUACGGUCUUUGACAUCAGACUAGCGGCUCCACGAGGUUGGGUGAAUGUUGAUAGAAAGAUAAUGUUGGAGACCAGUUACUGCUGAGCCGCUUUCUCGAGACCAGCUGCCUCCCCGCCGCGUCCCUUGCUGGAAGCCGUUUACUCGGGUUGUGCUCCACGGUGAUGCUUUGCUAGAACUGAAUCAUGAACAACUUCAUCCUUCUGGAAGAACAGCUAAUCAAGAAAUCCCAACAGAAGAGGAGAACUUCCCCUUCAAACUUUAAAGUCCGUUUCUUUGUCCUGACCAAAAGCAGCCUGGCAUACUUUGAGGAUCGUAAUGGGAAAAAGCGCACGUUGAAGGGCUCCAUUGAACUCUCCCGAAUCAAAUGUGUUGAGAUUGUGAAGAGUGACAUUAGCAUCCCAUGCCACUAUAAAUACCCGUUUCAGGUUGUACAUGACAACUACCUCCUGUAUGUGUUUGCUCCAGACCGUGAGAGCCGACAGCGCUGGGUGCUAGCCCUUAAAGAAGAAACGAGGAAUAAUAACAAUUUGGUGUCCAAAUAUCACCCUAACUUCUGGAUGGACGGGAGGUGGAGAUGCUGUUCUCAGCUGGAGAAACUUGCAGUGGGCUGUGCCCAGUAUGAUCCAACCAAGAACGCCUCGAAGAAACCUCUUCCUCCUACUCCCGAGGACAACAGGGUGAGUGAGAGCUGGAACUCCAGGCACACUUGGAGGUCCCUUCGGGAAGCUGAGGAAACCCUGGUUAUUGCCCUGUAUGACUACCAAACAAAUGACCCUCAGGAGCUUGCAUUGCAACGGAAUGAGGAGUAUUACCUGAUGGACAGCUCCGAGAUUCACUGGUGGAGAGUUCAGGACAGGAAUGGGCAUGAAGGAUAUGUACCGAGCAGUUAUCUGGUGGAAAAAUCUCCAAAUAACCUGGAAACUCAUGAGUGGUACAACAAGAGUAUCAGCCGAGACAAAGCUGAAAAGCUCCUUUUAGACACGGGCAAAGAAGGAGCCUUCAUGGUCCGAGAUUCCAGGACUCCAGGCACCUACACUGUGUCUGUCUUCACUAAGGCUGUUGUAAGUGAGAACAACCCCUGUAUAAAGCAUUAUCAUAUCAAAGAGACUAACGACAACCCCAAGCGAUACUAUGUGGCUGAAAAGUACGUGUUUGACUCCAUCCCACAGCUCAUCAAGUACCACCAACACAAUGGAGGAGGUCUGGUCACAAGACUCCGCCAUCCAGUUUCUUCUUGGAGACAGAAAGCCCCAGUCACAGCAGGGCUGCGAUACGGGAGAUGGGUGAUCGAUCCAUCAGAGCUCACUUUUGUGCAGGAGAUUGGCAGUGGGCAGUUUGGGUUAGUGCAUCUUGGCUACUGGCUCAACAAGCACAAGGUGGCCAUCAAAACCAUUCGUGAGGGAGCUAUGUCGGAAGAAGACUUCAUAGAGGAAGCUGAAGUCAUGAUGAAACUCUCCCACCCCAAACUGGUCCAGCUCUACGGAGUGUGCCUGGAGCAGGCACCCAUCUGCCUGGUGUUUGAGUUCAUGGAGCAUGGCUGCCUGUCAGAUUACCUGCGCAACCAGCGGGGGCUCUUUGCUGCGGAGACCCUGCUGGGCAUGUGCCUGGACGUGUGUGAGGGCAUGGCCUACCUGGAAGAAGAAUGUUUCAUCCACAGGGACCUGGCUGCCCGAAACUGUUUGGUGGGAGAAAACCAAGUUAUCAAGGUAUCGGACUUUGGGAUGACAAGGUUUGUCCUCGAUGAUCAAUACACGAGUUCCACAGGCACCAAGUUCCCAGUGAAGUGGGCCUCUCCAGAAGUCUUCUCCUUCAGUCGCUACAGCAGCAAGUCAGAUGUGUGGUCCUUUGGUGUGCUCAUGUGGGAAGUCUUCAGUGAAGGUAAAAUCCCAUACGAGAACCGGAGCAACUCGGAGGUGGUAGAGGACAUCAGCUCCGGAUUUCGGCUGUACAAGCCGCGUCUGGCCUCCUCCAGCAUCUACCAGAUCAUGAACCAUUGCUGGAAAGAGAGACCAGAAGACCGGCCACCAUUCUCGAGGCUGAGGGGUCAGCUGUCUGAAAUCGCAGAGUCAGGACUUCAGUAGAGACUCCAGCCAGGCCAAGGCUGAAGAUCCUGAGUGUGUGAACAGUCUUUCUGUGGAGCAUUACAAGCUGCAGCCCAGGACCCGAAGAGGCAGCCAGGCCUGUGCAGGUGCUUUGUCUCUGAGCUGCCGCUCCUUCAGCAUCAAGACAGAGAGUGGCAGCCAGGCCCACAGGCCAGAGGGUCAACCGCUGAGCCAUGAGCUGGGCCAGAGCAGCAGGGAUGCCUCUGCCCUGCCCCUUGCUGCUUGUCUCACGAGGCGUGCAAGCCAUCUGACAGCUUUCAGGCAGCAUUCCCUGCACUUAGCAAUAAGGAGACCGGCAUGGGUAGAGUCUCCAGAUUGUUCUUUGUAUUAUUAUUUAAGCACUGAACUGAUGUUAGAGGGACUUGUAUUUGAUCCCACAUCUGUUCCCUGAGGUGUGGGUUAAGGGGAACAAGGAGCAUCACUCUUUUUCCUAGGAGAACUGGUGAGUUGAUCAAGGGCAGAAAAAGCCAGCUGGGCUGCUCUAGCACUGCCAGCCAAUCCGCUGCCACAGAGGAUGAUGAAGCAGCCGCUCACGGCAGAAACCAGCUAUUUUGAGAAGCAGCAUUAUGAGCUUCUAAAGGAAAAUGGCCACCUCACUGUCUGAGGGAGAGUGUGUGGUGAGCUGCACUGGCUCGAUUGGGAUAAAUGACUCAGACCCGUGAUUGGAGCAUUGGGCAUCUGACCUGUGGGCAGGAAUGAGAAUACAUCAGCUCAUUAGUGGCAUCACCAACUGGUGCCAUGCAAAAGGUCCUGUUCCACCAAUGUUUGUCUUCUAGGCCAGACCUCUUCUGCCCAGGAUGCUUAAGACCUAAUUAUGUCUAUACUGACCCUGGCUGAGGACCUGGCCCACCGUUUUCCUGCCUCUGGGAAUCGGCCCUUGUCUACACUCCUCAGCCUGCAUCAGUGUAAGGGGGCGCUGUGCUGGUCAGCCUGGCCUUACAGAGUGAUCAGAGCCUGUUUCAGCUUGAGACUUCAAGGUUCCCAAUAUUCUGGAAGAGGAAUUGGAGUCUCUUCUCUCAAGUCUUAUGGAUGGAAACUGAGUCAUGCGUACUGACUGUGGAUCUUCCAAGUUGUAUAAGGAUGGAUCCUGUAGCUUGAAUACCUAUGUGUAGCUCGAGUGAUUGCCUACUAAGCUACAAGUUCCUGUAGAAUCCCUGUUCACCAUGAAUUCACAACAACCCAUUUCACAGAUAAGAAAAUUGAGGCUUUAAAAAGUCAGAACACUGGCCUAAAGUGACAGAAAUAAGAAGCCUAGGAGCCCAGAUUCACAUUUUGGCUCCAGUACCAAGUUCUUUAUUCCUGUUCAAUACCGCCUCCUACUG
Molecule: messenger RNA, 3589 nt
Organism: Ochotona curzoniae (black-lipped pika)
Lineage: Eukaryota; Metazoa; Chordata; Mammalia; Lagomorpha; Ochotonidae
Gene: ITK
Product: IL2 inducible T cell kinase
Exons: 17
Coding region: 348-2246 (632 amino acids)
Biological process (GO): intracellular signal transduction; peptidyl-tyrosine autophosphorylation; NK T cell differentiation
Molecular function (GO): protein binding; ATP binding; non-membrane spanning protein tyrosine kinase activity
Source: RefSeq, a predicted model, not a curated record